This is a messenger RNA of Dermacentor silvarum, 393 nucleotides long. RefSeq lists its product as uncharacterized. NCBI's taxonomy places the organism in Eukaryota, Metazoa, Arthropoda, Arachnida, Ixodida, Ixodidae. The transcript has 2 exons. Gene Ontology annotation, biological process: translational initiation. The coding region runs from base 1 to 393 and encodes 130 amino acids. The record is from RefSeq and is a predicted model, not a curated record.
AUGACAUCGCAGCAGAUGGUUGAAUACGAAGAAAAGCUAGCAAAUGCUGCUGGAGCAACGAGGGCUCCAAGUGCAGCAAAGCAACGGACUGUGAAGCAUGUGAUUGCUAACAGCAAGAUAACUGAAAAUGACCUCAACACUAAGCUCAAGAGCAUAGGAAAGUGGCUGGAAAAGAAAUGUGAAAUACGUGUUGGCAUAACGGGCACUCCAGAUUCGACGAAACAGUUGGAAAGCAUCUACCAGAAGUUUGAGACUUUCCUAGCAGGCGAAGCAAGGUUUCUGCAGAAGAGAAUUCACAACGGAGUUCUGAAAUUUGUUAUUGUGCCACCUUCGGAAAAAAAGAACUCUCAAAAGCCCCACUCAUCUGAAAAAGAAGUCUCGGAAGAGGAGUGA